AUGGAAGAUGAUUCGCCCGAAGCAAGCAUUGUUGAAGUGGACAAGUCUUUCUCAGUUUCACAACCAAUGCCAAGUACCUCUUCACAAUCAGAGACAAGUACGUCUUCAGCUUCACAAUCAGUGCCAAGUACGUCUUCAAGUGUUAUAUAUGUGCCUUUAUCGCGUCGUUUCAAAUCAAAACGUUCAUUUCCCGUGUCCUCUUAUUUUCACAAAUCUAUAAGUGCUAAAAAACGUGAUGAUAUUCACAAAUUACUUGUAAGCGCUAUAGUAAAAAAUUAUUUAGCUUUUCAAAUUGUUGAAAGUAAAGAGUUCAAAACAUUACUGUCUGCUUUAAAUCCAGCUUACGAACUUCCAUCCCGAAAAACAGUUUCUAAAACAAUAGACAGUUGGACUUCUAUAUCAAAUGAAAGUUAUGUAUCUGUAACAGCCCAUUUUAUAGAUUCAGACAUAACUUUUAAAUGCUAUCUUUGGGACUGUUUAAAUUAUAGCGAAAGCCAUUCGGCCGAUAAAUUGGCAACUCUUUUGCGGUCUGUUGCUGAAGAAUGUAAAAUUGGAAAUAAAAUUGAAGCUGUAGUUACAGAUAAUGCAGCAAAUGUAGUGUUUAAAGCAAGACGUCAUUACACGUUGGAACUCGACUUGUUUUAUAGAAUUUUGGAAACUAAAGACGCGCUUUUAUCUACAAUAGCGAUACAUUACCCAAAUGUAGAUACGCUCACUAGUGAUGAUAUUGUUACUUUGCAAAAGUGCUACGAAGUUUUAAACGUUUUUUUAAAAAUAUCACAGAAGAAAUUAGCAGCGAAACACAAGUAA
Molecule: messenger RNA, 810 nt
Organism: Brassicogethes aeneus
Lineage: Eukaryota; Metazoa; Arthropoda; Insecta; Coleoptera; Nitidulidae
Source: the annotation of a GenBank genome assembly